GGCGUGUCUCGGGCUAAGUGGGAAGGCCGAGGCCGCGGGCGGGAGCGCCAAGGGCGCGCGGUGCUCCUCCCCCUCCCCCUGCAGCCGGCCGGCGAUCCCGGGAAGAUGGCGGAUCGCGCGGAGAUGUUUUCUCUAUCCACCUUCCACUCGCUGUCGCCUCCUGGAUGCAGGCCUCCCCAGGACAUAAGUCUGGAAGAAUUUGAUGAUGAAGACCUGUCUGAGAUCACAGAUGACUGUGGCCUGGGCCUCAGCUAUGACUCAGACCACUGCGAGAAGGACAGUCUCUCCCUGGGGCGUUCAGAGCAGCCACAUCCCAUCUGCUCCUUCCAAGAUGACUUCCAGGAAUUUGAGAUGAUUGAUGACAAUGAAGAGGAGGAAGAGGAUGAUGAUGAGGAAGAGGAGGAGGAGGGAGAUGAGGACGGCAAGGAAGGAGGAAGACCUAGCUCAGAGACACCUGCUGGGGAGCCACUUAUUCCUUCUCCUUCCCUGGAGGAGUCCCACAAGCACCGACCCACUACACUCCACCUAACUACACUAGGAGCCCAAGACUCUCUGAACAACAAUGGAGACUUUGCUCCUGCACUCCCAGCCUCCUGGCAGGAGCCAGUGCUGUGCUCACCAGUCCUGGAGCCCCUCAGAGAGCUCCCAGCCCAGGAGGGGCCCAACGAGGCACAGUCUCUGGUGCAUCCAGGUUGUGACUUCGAAGGGAAUCAGCCUCUUGAGCCCCCACAACCAUGUGGGGCCUCACCCUCCUCGGAUCCUGGCAUCGAGGCUGACCUGAGAAGUCACUCAAGCCGGGGCCUUGGUGGACAGCACAGCAGCCAGGAGCUUUCAUCACCAGGCUCGGACUCUGAGGAUGCAGGUGGUGCACACCUUGGGCGCAUGAUUUCAUCUAUCUCUGAGACAGAGUUGGAGCUCAGCAGUGAUGGUGGCAGCAGCAGCAGUGGCCGCUCCUCACACCUCACCAACUCCAUCGAGGAGGCCUCAUCACCAGCCUCAGAGCCAGAACCAGAGCCAGAGCUGCUACAGGAACAUCCUCGCCGCCCUGCUUUUCUGCCUGUAGGCCCAGAUGACACCAACAGCGAGUAUGAAUCUGGCUCCGAGUCUGAGCCCGACCUCAGUGAGGAUGCUGACUCUCCCUGGCUGCUCAGCAACCUGGUGAGCCGCAUGAUCUCCGAGGGCUCCUCGCCCAUCCGAUGUCCUGGCCAGUGCCUGUCUCCAGUGCCACGCCUGCCUGGAGACCCUGCCUCAUCUGGGGGAGGGGCCAUUGCAGAGUCCCAAGAUCCUGAGGCAGCAGCGGGGUCCCACGUGGAGCUGGUGGACAUGGAGACCCUGUGUGGGCCACCCCCACCAGUCCCAGUAGCACCUAGGCCUGGCCCAGCGCAGCCUGGGCCCUGCCUCUUCCUCAGCAAUCCCACACGGGACACCAUCACACCCCUGUGGGCUGCAUCUGGUCGCACUGUGCGUCCUGGCCGUGCAUAUUCUGCUGCAUGCUCUGAGGAAGAGGAUGAUGAGGAAGAAGAGGAUGAAGAGGAUGCAGAGGACAGCAUGGGGCCCCCUGGAGCCAGGGGCACAGGCUCAGCUGCACCGUUGGAUGCCUCACUAGUGUACGAUGCAGUCAAGUACACGUUGGUAGUGGAUGAGCACACUCAGCUAGAGCUGGUGAGCCUCAGACGUUGUGCAGGCCUAAGCAACGACAGCGAAGAGGACAGCAGCGGGGAGGCCAGUGAGGAAGAGGCAGGCACUACAUUAUUAAGUGGUGACCAGAUCCCAGAGGAUGCCUCUCCGGACAGCCCCGACCUCACCUUUUCCAAGAAAUUCCUCAAUGUCUUUGUCAACAGUACAUCUCGAUCCUCCAGCACUGAGUCCUUUGGUCUUUUUUCCUGCCUGAUCAAUGGAGAAGAGAGAGAGCAGACACACCGGGCUGUCUUCAGGUUCAUCCCUCGCCAUCCAGACGAGCUGGAGCUAGAUGUGGAUGACCCAGUGUUGGUGGAGGCAGAAGAGGAUGACUUCUGGUUCCGUGGCUUCAACAUGCGCACUGGCGAACGUGGUGUGUUCCCUGCCUUCUAUGCUCAUGCGGUGCCUGGUCCUGCCAAGGACCUGCUGGGAAGCAAGCGGAGCCCCUGCUGGGUGGAACGCUUUGAUGUGCAGUUUUUGGGCUCUGUGGAGGUGCCCUGUCACCAGGGCAAUGGCAUCCUGUGUGCUGCCAUGCAGAAGAUUGCCACUGCCCGGAAACUGACUGUCCAUCUGCGUCCUCCUGCUUCUUGUGACCUGGAGAUCUCUCUGCGGGGGGUCAAGCUGAGUCUGAGUGGAGGAGGGCCUGAGUUCCAGCGCUGUAGCCACUUCUUCCAGAUGAAGAACAUCUCAUUCUGUGGCUGUCAUCCUCGCAACAGCUGCUAUUUUGGCUUCAUCACUAAACACCCGCUGCUGAGCCGCUUCGCCUGCCAUGUCUUUGUGUCCCAGGAGUCCAUGAGGCCAGUGGCGCAGAGUGUAGGCCGGGCCUUCCUGGAGUAUUACCAGGAGCACCUGGCAUUCGCCUGCCCCACAGAAGACAUCUACCUGGAGUAGCACCCACCACUUUCAGCUCCUGCCCAUGCAGCUCUGGGUAUCUCAAGGGCACUGUGGCUUGGGCAAGGACUAGAUUGGGAGCAUGUGGUACCUUACAGUGUGGGAGUCUCUGGGCUGGGAAUUCUCAUCCUUCAUCUCCAAGGCACAGCUUAUGGGGCUGUGGAGGAGCGGAGCCUCAGUGGCCCCACUUUUCCUCUGAUGCAUCUUUUCUCUGUUGUACUCAUUUGUCCUGUCCCUCUAGCUCCCUUUCUUCUGUCUCUUGCCCCUUUCUGUGCCUGCAGACCUUGCCCUUUACUCUCUACUUUGGAGUCAGAACUUGGGGUUAGGCUUGAGGUGACUGGCAAAAAUCAGAUUUCCCAGGUAUCUCUUCAUGCCCUUCUCCUGUGAUUUAUAAAGGAAUUUUAAUUUUUAUAGUGACUCUCAAGGGAUCAUCCCAUCCUUUACCAUAGGGAGGGCUCCUGUCUCCCUACCAGGGAGCUCAAGGGAAGUAGGGAGGGGUUCCUAUGAGAGCUUUGGGACCAUUAGAUGUGGUCCUUGAUGCUCAUCUAAAGCCCCUCAUGCUGCUAGGAGGAGGGUACCCCAGGGGGCACCCCACACACAGGUUAUCUGCUUUGCUGCUAAUACCCCUGCAGUCCAGCGAGUAUCUGCCCUGCGUGUGCCACCUGCUGUGUACAUGGGUCCUGACCAUGGCCUCAAUAAACUCUGCUUGGUGUGA
This is a messenger RNA of Jaculus jaculus (lesser Egyptian jerboa), 3283 nucleotides long. RefSeq names its product mitogen-activated protein kinase 8 interacting protein 2 (gene Mapk8ip2). The transcript is spliced from 12 exons. Bases 106 to 2568 code for a protein of 820 amino acids. Gene Ontology annotation, cellular component: cytoplasm. Gene Ontology annotation, biological process: regulation of JNK cascade. NCBI's taxonomy places the organism in Eukaryota, Metazoa, Chordata, Mammalia, Rodentia, Dipodidae. The record is from RefSeq and is a predicted model, not a curated record. Gene Ontology annotation, molecular function: protein binding.